AUGGGCUCUGGCCCUCACACUUGUGUGUAUCCAUACUCAAGUAGGGAUCACCCACGUGCAGACACAACCUUAAUUGCACAUGGAGUUCAACUUCUUGCUAGGCCGGACCAACCAUCUAUCACUGCAUUAGCUUUGAGAUCAGAGGGUGAAAGAAUCAGAGAUUACUGCAGCUCAUACUGUAGUUUUUCUCGGAAGACAAAUGGCGAAAAGAAAACUCCUUUAAUUGUUGGUGGCCGUGAUGUUGAUGGUGUUUUUAAGGUACUCGAUCGGAGACUUUGA
Molecule: messenger RNA, 279 nt
Organism: Dovyalis caffra
Lineage: Eukaryota; Viridiplantae; Streptophyta; Magnoliopsida; Malpighiales; Salicaceae
Source: the annotation of a GenBank genome assembly